GUGCUAUAUCAAAUGUUCAAAAGUUUCACUCUAAUUGGUCCACAAAACCUUGUACCAAUUGAUUAUGCUGCUGGAGUUCUUUCCUUCUUCGUUGUUGCCUGUGGUGGAGCAGUUCUUGGCAUCAUUGCUGCUUUUCUUGUCAGUUUGAUCACCAAAUAUACCCAUCGGGUACGUAUCUUGGCACCGGUAUUUAUAUUUGUCAUUCCAUAUAUGGCCUACCUCACUGCCGAAAUCACCUCGUUGUCUUCUAUAAUCGCAAUUGCUGUUUGUGGUAUGGUCAUGAAACAAUAUGUCAAAGGAAAUAUUUCUACCACUGCUGCAAACUCUGUUAAAUACUUUAUCAAAAUGCUCGCACAAUCGUCAGAAACAGUGAUUUUCAUGUGA
Messenger RNA from Strongylus vulgaris, 384 nucleotides. Lineage: Eukaryota; Metazoa; Nematoda; Chromadorea; Rhabditida; Strongylidae. The record is from the annotation of a GenBank genome assembly.